AUGAUUGAUGGAUUUAAACCAGAUUUCACGUACAGGGGAACAUUCGGAUUGAUAGCAAACAGAAGAAGCAGAAUGAAACAGGAUGGAGCAUACACGUUCGUAUCACUCAACUCAAGACUGUAUAAAUAUGAUACAGAGGCAAAUGAGUUGGUAGAGACGUAUGGGACAACAGAAUAUGCCAUAAGCAGCUUUAUAGUGAAGAAUGAAUGGAUUGUAAUUGGAUAUGAGAUGGGAAUGGUGGAAAUAUGCAACAGAAACAAGAAACUGAGACUACACAGGAAGAGUGUAACAGCAAUGGGGAUAUUUGAGAAUAUUUUAUGUAGUGGAUCAUCAGAUGGAACAAUUUGCAUCUACGAUUUGGAUUUGGAGACUGAACAAAUUGUGAGUUGCAACAGUGCAGUGGUACAGAUAGAAAUUGGAUCAGAGAUAUUUGUAGCAUGUGGAGACAAAUCGAUUAGGAAAUAUACGAUAUCAGGAAGUGCAGUUGAUAUGAUUCUAUUUGAUGAUCACAUAUUUGAUUUUAUACGAAGAGAAUCAGAACUAUUCGUGAUUUGUAAAUCAGGUGGAUCGCAUUUUGUGGAUUUGAAGACCAAUGAAAUCAGGAAAUUCAUAGACUACAACAAGAUCAAAUCAGUGAACUGUUUUGGAGAUAUUCUGAUGGUAUUCUGUGGCAUCAAAAUAUACAGGUAUAAAAUGACCAAAAAAGAAGCAUUUGGAUUGCAAUUACAGUCUACAUUUGCAGUGGGAGACAAAAACAUGCUGAGUGUGAUGAUGUUUGGAAACAAAUACGUUGGAAUAACCCUACGAAACAAAUUGGUUGUUUUUGAUGAGAAAAAGGAAAUUAAGAACUAUUUGAAUUUACAUGAGACUGAAAUAAUUCAAGUUCAGGUUGAGGAUGAAAAUGGGCAUUUUUAUACGUUAAGUAAAGAACGACUCAUAAAGUGGGUUGUGGGAGAUGAAAUACUGGUUGUAGAAAACAAGGUGGAUUUGGAUGCAGCUAGAGCAUUUCUGAUAAUCAAUAGCAACAUAUUCAUAGCAACUAGUAAUAUGAUAACGGAAUAUAACCCGAUUACACUCAGCCAAUUGAAUCAAUUCGACAUCAAUGCUACUAAAAUGUGUCUGUACAAUGAUAUAUGUGCAGUAUGCUACGAUAAGACUGUCACAUUCUACACCGACUGCUUUAAAACAAGACUACGAGAAUUUGAGUUGCCUGAUUCAGUUUCAAGCUGUGAAUUCAGUAGAGAUGGGCUCUUUACAGUGGGAUGUGUGGAUGGUAAGGCGUAUUUGUACAAUCAGAUUGACUUUGAUACGACUGAAAUGGUACAGAAGUUCUGUUUGUAUGGUCACUCCCUGCCAAUCAGAUCCAUAUCAUUUUCACCUGAUAAUAAGUUGAUUGCAACUUGCUCAAUUGAUAAACUGGUCAAAUUGUGGAGCAUGGAUUUCGGAGAAUGCAGAAAGACAUUCGUGGGUGAUUCACAGAAUGUUGAAUUCGUCUCUGGUGAUGAAUUUGAUGAUGAUCUGUGGUUCUAUUCCAAUAAUUCAAUUGUCUAUCAGGAGAAAUUCAAUAGGCUGAAAUAUUUUAAGGCAUUUUCAAGUGGAAUUAUCAAAAUAUGCGGUAACAACAUGAUUUAUACAGAGAAGAGUGGUGUUUCACUCUUAACAAUGAAUAGAGAGGAGUUGUUGCUAGAGAAAGAAGAAGUAUCAGACAGAAUGGUCAAUAAGGAGGCAUUUAUUACGGAUGCAAGCAACUAUGAGAAAUUUAGCAAAUAUCUGAUGAAAUUAUCGGAUAAUUUUACAGGGGGGGUUAGUAACGAAUUCUAUGGAUUUAUUGUUGCGACUGAUUUCGUAGAAAUGGAGCAAUUUGUGCAUUUGUUGGGUGUGAAAGAUGUGAACGUGAUCAUGAGAGUGAUAGAAAACAACUUAGAGGGAAAUACAGUUUUCAAUGGCAGAUUGUUGAAUGUUUUGAUCAGGUUCCAUCAAAGGACAGUAGAGAAGUAUGAAAAUUAUAAGGAAAUUGUGAUACGAAUCCAUUCAAAGCUGAAGCAAAUUGAAGAUGCAAUCUAUGAUAAUGACGCAGUGAUGAAGAUGGAGAUGUAUGGAAUAUAUGAAUAA
Messenger RNA from Enterospora canceri, 2112 nucleotides. The record is from the annotation of a GenBank genome assembly. NCBI's taxonomy places the organism in Eukaryota, Fungi, Microsporidia, Enterocytozoonidae.